GAGAGCUAGAUCUAGAGCAUGUGCCUACAUACGCGCAUGCGCACGCACGAAGAUCUGUUCCAUGUGUGAUAAGAGCUGCCUUGGAAUCCGGAGUUGGUGAAUGAAAACGCCUGUAAAUCCUUCCAACGAAGUCCUUAUAUUUGAAGUAUAUUAUUAUAUCAAUCAUGUAUAAUCAAGGAAAAGAUUACAAUGAUCCGAAGUAUGACCAGUAUGGAUAUGAUGACAGAUAUGAAACACAUACAGGUGACCCAAGCAAGGACUUUGCGUACCGUGACCGCGAUGAGUUCUCUCGACCGAGGAACGCUAGUUACAUCGUCCCCGAGGACAUCAAGCGAUUCCUCUUAGACUUCCAGGGCAACAUCCGAGACAAAAAUGUCUACGAAAUCAACCAUUGCUAUGAAUCAACUUUUAACAAGUUAUCAGAAAGCUACUUUAAGAAUUCACCAUGGCCCUCUGCUGAAAUAGUAGCAGAAAUCGUUCAGAAUGAUGAAAUAUUUCUGAUCCUUUACAAAGAACUGUAUUACAGGCAUAUCUUGGCUAGGACCCAGAGUGGUCCUGACCAGCAGCAGAGAUUUGAAUCUUACUACAACUACUGUAACCUAUUCAACUAUAUCCUCAAUGCGAAUGGGGGUCCUGUGGACCUGAAGCUUCCAGACCAGUGGCUGUGGGAUAUUAUUGAUGAGUUCAUUUAUCAGUUCCAGGAAUUCAGCAAGUAUCGCAGCAAAAUGGCCCUGAAGUCGGAAGACGAAAUCACUGUUCUAAAGGGCAAUCCCAAGAUCUGGAAUGUACACAGUGUCCUGAAUGUUCUGCAUUCCUUGGUGGAGAAGUCUGGUAUCAAUCAACAGCUGGAAGCAUAUGGAUCUGGAGUUGAUGACCCUGAGUCUGAAGCCUCUGACUUUGGUCGUCAUCCUCUGUAUAAGAUGCUUGGUUACUUCAGCCUGAUCGGUCUGCUACGUCUUCACUCCCUUCUGGGUGACUACUUCCAAGCCAUCAAGGUCCUAGAACAUAUCCAGCUCAAUGAACAGACACUGUACUCCAGAGUGGCGGCGUGUCAGGUCAGUACGUACUACUACGUGGGCUUUGCCUACCUGAUGAUGAGGCGUUACCAGGACUCCAUCAGGAGUUUCACCAACAUCCUCCUCUUCAUCCAGAGGACCAACAGAAUGCUGUCUACCGGUUCCUACCAGGUUGAUGUGAUCAAGAACCUGCAGGAUAAGAUCUACAAGCUCCUAGCCCUGGUCCUCACUCUGCACCCCAUGCGUAUUGAUGAGAGCGUCCACAUGCAGCUCAGGGACAAACUAGGAGAUAAACUACAGAAGAUGCAGAGAGGAGACCUGGCCAUCUAUGAAGAAUGUUUCUCUUCUGCCUGUCCUCGUUUCCUGUCACCUGUCCCACCAAACUAUGAGGAUCCCAAUGCCAACCACAACAAGGAACCAUUCGCUCUGCAGGUCAAGGUCUUCAUGGAGGAGGUCAAGCAACAGCAGCUCAUCCAAAACAUCAGGAGUUUCCUCAAGUUGUACACAACAAUGCCUGUCUCCAAACUGGCCACAUUCCUGGACGUGUCUGAGGAAGUUUUCCGCACACAACUUCUCUGCUUCAAGCACAAAAUGAAGAACUUGGUUUGGACCAAGGGUGCUAGUGGUUUAGAAGGAGAGUUUCAGUCUGCAUCAGAAGUAGAUUUCUACAUUGAUGGGGAAAUGAUCCACAUUGCAGAUACAAAGGUUGCCCGUCGCUAUGGUGAUUUCUUCAUCCGUCAAAUACACAAAUUCCAUGAGCUCAACCGAAAUCUAAGGAAGACAGCAUCUACAAACUAGCUAGUAAACAAAUCAAGCAAGAACAGAAUUAUGUAAUCUACUUGGAGCAGCCUAAACUUUGAGGGAAAUGUGGCGUCGACAUGAACCAUUUGUGGAAGAAACGUCUAGUCUUCACAACACUUGGAACAUUUGUAACACAGAACUUUUGUGGAUGCUUCUGCAGCAACAAGCGCAGGAGCCAAAUGGUGACACUUUGGAAGAUGUUUCUGGAAGCAUGCACCAAUAAAUUUUCCUUCCCUUACUCCCUAAUUCUUAUUCCAAUUCAAUAUUUUGAUUUGCCAUCUAUUAUGGAUGAAAUUUCUUCUUGUAAUGUUGUAAACUUGUUUCCUUGAAUGCAUGAGCGCUGAAAGGCAGCUCGAGCUAAAGCCGGGGUAAUGAUAAUAACAACGCGCCUCGGAAUAGAAUAUUUCUAGAUAGAUGGCGCUAUAUAAAUGCCUAUUAUUAUUGAUUAAACUUGUUGGUUUUCAAAGGACGAGCCAGAUUUUUAUACUCACUUGCAUAUAAAAGAGAAGAAAACAAAAAUUUAUUGAAACUACCUAAUAAACUCCUCAAAAAGUAAAAUUAUGUAAAACAGAGAGGAAAUGAAUUUUGACUCUGUAUCUACAUCCUUGGAAAUUAUUUGAUUCAAAUAAAACCACUGGUCAACUGAAACCCAUUAUGGUUUCAGGUGAUUCUUAAUAAAUGUUUAUAAACAUAUUUUUUAAAGAUUUUGGUUUUCUUCUCCUCUUGCCGAUAAAUCAACGCUCCAAAUAAAAAUCUGACUAUCCCCAAACGAUUCUUUAGUUAUGAUGGAUGAUUUUGACUCGGUUUGUUGCUCAGCUUUGUUGGUACUUCAAUAACAAGUACAAAAUUCUUUAAGUCAUUCUGUAGAAAAAUAUAUUCUAAAGGUUGUUUCUAGUGUCCUGUCCAAUGAUGAAACAGAAAGAGAUUGAAUAAUUUGUGAUAUACCAUUGAAAAAUCAUAUGGUAAACAACAAAAAAGAUUCUUGUAUUUAUUAUCUGUUGUUAGAAACACCAGGGGCCCGUAACACAAAGGUUAGCGAUUAAUCUCGAAAUGAAAUGGCCUAUCAAGAUCAUCGUUGCAUGCGUAUUUUGCUCAGUAGACUGACUUAGGAACCAAUCAGAAUUGUUCUUUCAAAUUGAUUAAUCGCUAGCCUUUGUGUUACAAGGCCCUGAUUUUUCACAAUGCUUCCUGGGCCCCGUCUUACAAAGAGUUGCGAUUGAUCCGAUCAAUCACAACUAUGGAUGGCCAGCAAUGUCAACAUGUAUUAUGCAUGUUUGUUCAAAAUAUUUUCUAGCUAUGAUGCAUAUUCAUGCAUUAAUUGUUUUCUUUAAAAAAAUACUGUGCUUCUUUUUGUUUACAAAGUACAUUGUGCAAAUUUCCUGAGGAAAAAUUUAUGACACUGAUGGAUUUCCAUAGAGUUACGAUUGAUUGGAUCAAUCGUAACUCUUUGUAAGACGGGCCCCUGAUGUGCCAGGGGGCGUUUCACAAAGAUUUAAGUAUGAAUUAGAGUCUCAUUUAAAUGUCCAGUUGUGCAUAGUAUAACAGGAUUGACCGCAUUGGUCAGAUCAUGCCAAGAGGAUCCGCACUUCCGCGCAUUGAUCGAUAAGAUUGCACGUUGCAUAUCGUGUACGCGCCAGCAUUUAAGUGCGACUCUAAGUCAUACUUAAAUCUUCGUGAAACACCCCCAGGUCUUGUAGAGUGCAACGGUGUCUAAUGGGGUAUUGCAAGAAACUUGCGAUCAAUUGCAAGUUAAUUUUUGGUCCCUAAAUCAAUCAUAUGUCUUGCAGUUAAUUGCAAAUUAGUGAUUGAUUGCUAACUUGCUCCUUGAAACAAGAAGUUUAGUCUGAUUUGCUACAGCUAACAUUGAUCUAUCAGUUGUAAAAUUGCAACUGAAUAUUUGCAAUUGAUCGCAAAUAUUUUCUUGCAACACCCCCUUAGUAUGAAUGCUAAUGUUCCAUUAACCCACUCAUAUUAUCUAUUGAAAAAGUUAACUGGUUUGGCUCAAGUUAUCACAAAACUACCAAUGUACUCAUUUGCUUCUAUUCAAUUAACUCUGGUCAAAUUUGUACUAAAUGAUCUAUUCAAUAUUCUAAGUCUAAUGAUAAGGUUAUCAAGUUAUCAAAAUGAUUCUAUUCGUGUGUAUGUGAUGAUUUUCAAGCAAAGCCCCGUAAAAACGGUCACACUUUGUUUUCCCUAGACUUGAAAAGAACAUGUUUUCCUCUGAGAAAUAAACAUAACAAAAGUUGAGGUUAGUGCGAAACAGAAACAAGAUGGGGUGACCAUCAAGUUAUUCAGUUGUAUGGGGUAAUCUUACCUCAUUCUCUACAAUUUUUCUUCGGUUAUCUAUAUUGAAUUUUAUUACUUCAAAUUUGGAAAAUUUGUCAGGAAACAACCAUUGUAAAAUGGAUCCAUAUUUUCAGCAUCAUACAAUGUACAUAUACCUGCAUAUUACAGAACCUGGUGGAUUGCUGUUGCUAGUACAGCAUGAAAUAAACAAAAAAUGUAAAUUUAA
This is a messenger RNA of Lytechinus pictus (painted urchin), 4329 nucleotides long. Its product is annotated as eukaryotic translation initiation factor 3 subunit L-like. Gene Ontology annotation, biological process: translational initiation. The transcript has 18 exons. The coding region runs from base 165 to 1814 and encodes 549 amino acids. Gene Ontology annotation, molecular function: translation initiation factor activity. The record is from RefSeq and is a predicted model, not a curated record. Lineage: Eukaryota; Metazoa; Echinodermata; Echinoidea; Temnopleuroida; Toxopneustidae. Gene Ontology annotation, cellular component: eukaryotic translation initiation factor 3 complex; cytoplasm.